CUGGCAGCCCCGCGCCGCGCCCCGCUCAGCCGGCUCCCCGCGCGGCUGGGCCUGAGCGCCGAGCCCCGGCUACCGACAUGUCCGGCAAGAUCGAGAAAGCAGAUUCUGAGCGUUCUCAUCUCUCCUCGUUCACUAUGAAGUUGAAGGGCAAGUUUCAUUCACCAAAAAUCAAGAGAACUCCUUCAAAGAAAGGAAAGCAAGCUGACCUGACAGUGAAAACACCAGAGAAGUCAGCAAACAAAAACGUAUCAUGGUUAGAGGAGAAGGAGAAGGAGGUUGUCAGUGCGUUGCGCUACUUUAAGACUAUUGUGGACAAAAUGGCAAUUGAUAAAAAAGUGUUAGAGAUGCUGCCAGGCUCAGCAAGCAAAGUGCUGGAAGCCAUCCUACCCUUGGUGCAAACUGAUCCACGCAUCCAGCAAAGUUCUGCCAUCUCAUCCUGCUACAGCCGUGUGUACCAGAGUCUGGCCAACCUCAUUCGCUGGUCUGAUCAAGUGAUGCUGGAAGGUGUGAAUUCAGAAGACAAAGAGAUGGUGACAACAGUGAAGGGUGUCAUAAAAGCUGUUCUGGAUGGAGUCAAGGAGCUGGUCAGACUCACGAUUGAAAAGCAGGAGCAUCCCUCUCCCACGAGCCCAGUUAAACCCAGUUUACCAGCGUGUAAAUCUGACAGCCCAUCAGAGCUUCCCCUUACAGACCGAGAAAUGGAGAUCCUCAACAAAACAACUAACAUGACUCAAUCCAAUGAGCUACUGACUGACUCCAUGGAUGAAGAAGUUGCACCUCCUAAACCCCCUCUGCCUAGCAUUCGAGUGGCAGAAAACAGCCCUCCACCAGCAUUGCCCCCUAAAAAACGGCAAUCAGCACCUUCCCCAACCAGAGUGGCAGUUGUGGCCCCCAUGAGUCGAGCCACCAGUGGGUCCAGUUUACCUGUUGGAAUCAACAGACAGGAUUUUGAUGUCGACUGCUAUGCCCAGAGAAGGUUGUCAGGUGGAAGCCACUCCUAUGGGGGGGAGUCUCCUCGCCUCUCACCGUGCAGCAGCAUUGGCAAACUCAGCAAGUCUGAUGAGCAGCUCUCUUCUCUGGACCGUGACAGCGGGCAGUGCUCCCGCAACACAAGCUGUGAAACCUUAGAUCAAUCGGAUCACUAUGAUCCAGACUAUGAAUUCCUGCAGCAGGACCUCUCCAACGCUGAUCAGAUUCCUCAGCAGGUGCCAGGUAUCCUCAGCCCAUUGCCAGAGUCCUUGGGUGAGUCUGGCUCCCCUUUCCAUGGACACCCUUUCCAGCUCCCGCAGGGCAGCUCUCCUCCACUGGAAUUCUGCAGCCUCUCAGGAGCAGCACAGCCAACAGAGACUCCUCCAGCUUUACCAGAGAAGAAGAGGAGGAGCGCAGCCUCUCAGACUUCAGAGAACUCAGGCUGCAGGGUGUCCUAUGAGAGGCACCCUUCCCAGUAUGAUAACAUCUCAGAGGAUGACAUGCAGAAUGCAGCCUCUGUCCCAUCAGUUCCCUUCACGCCGUUUGCUGCUGUUUUGCCUUUCCAGCAAGGAAACUCUUCAGCACCAGUUGAAUUCAUUGCUGACUUUGCUGCUCCAGAUUCUAACAGUGACCCAGAGAAGCCACCACCUCUGCCAGAGAAGAAAAACAAACACAUGAUGGCAUAUAUGCAGUUUGUGGAAGACUACUCAGAGCCACAGCCAUCCAUGUUCUACCAGACCCCUCAGAACGAGCACAUCUACCAGCAGAAGAACAAGCACCUCAUGGAAGUCUAUGGGUUCAAUGACUCCUUUAUCAGCUCAGACCCAUCUCAAGAUCUGGCACCUCCUCCAGCUCUCCCACCGAAACAGCGGCAGCUGCAGGCCUCCUAUGCUGCCUCUUCUUUCUCUUCUGUCUCCUACUGUGUCCAGCAAACUAAAGUGCCCUUCACCCCCGAGGACACCGGUGCCACUCAGGGCCUCACUAUGUCAGUCUCUAACUCCUUUCUCAACCGGCACAGCUCCUUUCCUGUGCACUCGUACAAAUCUGUGUUUAGGUCCUACUCCCAGGAUUUUGUGCCUCACAACCAAGUCUCCAUACCUCCUUUCCUCUCUUCUACCUCCUCCUCCUGCUCCACCCCACCUUUUCCACCCGUCCAUCCAUCUCCGAGCUCUGACCUAGCAGUGCCCGCUGCAGCCAGCCAGUCACCCAGCACUGUGGAUGUGCCAAACUCCUCUUCUCAGGAGAGCAGCUUUAAUGGGAAUGCUCCUGUCUGCCUUCCUUCUGAAACCUCUUUCACUGAUUCUCUCCAGACGCCUUCGAGUGAAAACGCCAGCGAGGAGGCUGGUGAGGGUGAAUACGUCAAUCUGUACUCCUCUGGCCAGAGCAACGGGGAACUCCCUCGCUCUGAAGGAGAAUCUCCCUCUGUCAAAGACAGCCUCUCCAAAGACUCCACUUCAAACAGCAGUGCCAUGGGGAAGGAAGGCAAGGAUGGUACUGAAAGGCAGCAGCAGUCACCAGAUGCUUUGGAAUCGUCACAGCUGGAGGAAGAAGUAGAUGAGCUAUCCCUGAUCGACCACAGUGAAAUUAUGUCCAGGUUAACGCUGAAGCAAGAGGGAGAUGAUGGGCCAGAUGUUCGUGGUGGAUCUGGAGACAUUUUGUUAGUGCACGCGACAGAGACCGACAGGAAAGAUCUGGUGCUGUACUGUGAAGCCUUUCUGACUACAUACAGGACAUUUAUUACCCCUGAAGAGCUCAUCAAGAAGCUGCAGUACAGAUAUGAGAAGUUUUGCCACUUCCCAGACACGUUUAAGAAGCGGGUCAGCAAGAACACCUUCUUCGUGCUGGUGAGAGUGGUGGAUGAGCUGUGCUUAGUGGAGUUGACAGAGGAAAUUCUCAAGCUGCUGAUGGACCUGGUGUUCAGGCUGGUGUGCAAUGGGGAGCUGAGCCUCGCCAGGGUGUUACGCAAGAACAUCCUGGACAAAGUGGAUCAGAAGAAAAUGCUGAGCUACGCCAACUCCAUCAAACCUCUGGCAGCCCGUGGGGUAGCAGCCAGGCCAGGGACUCUGCACGAUUUCCACAGUCAUGAGAUCGCCGAGCAGCUGACCCUGCUGGAUGCUGAACUCUUCUAUAAAAUCGAGAUCCCAGAAGUUUUGCUCUGGGCAAAGGAGCAAAAUGAAGAGAAGAGCCCCAACCUGACACAGUUCACAGAGCACUUUAAUAACAUGUCCUACUGGGUCCGUUCAAUAAUUAUGCUACAAGAGAAAGCCCAAGACCGAGAGAGGCUGCUCCUUAAAUUUAUCAAGAUCAUGAAGCACUUAAGAAAGCUGAAUAAUUUCAAUUCCUAUCUGGCCAUUCUUUCUGCACUGGAUUCUGCACCCAUCCGGAGGCUGGAGUGGCAGAAACAAACCUCAGAGGGCCUGGCUGAGUACUGCACGCUGAUCGACAGCUCCUCGUCCUUCCGCGCCUACCGCGCAGCGCUGGCAGACGUGGAGCCCCCCUGCAUCCCCUACCUAGGCCUGAUUCUGCAAGACCUGACCUUUGUACAUCUGGGAAACCCUGAUUACAUUGACAGCAAAGUGAACUUCUCCAAGCGCUGGCAGCAGUUUAACAUCCUGGACAGCAUGAGGUGCUUCCAGCAAGUCCAUUACGACAUCAAAAGGAACGACGACAUCGUGUCCUUCUUCAACGACUUCAGCGACCACCUGGCCGAGGAGGCCCUGUGGGAACUGUCCCUCAAAAUCAAACCUCGGAACAUUACGAGGCGGAAAACAGACCGAGAAGAGAAAACUUAGGCCAGGGGAGUGUGUGUUGUGAGCGAGGAGCAUCGACCCUCCGCCGCGCCCAGGGCACAGCCGCAGCCCGGGCUCCGCGCCCGCCGCCGGCUCAGGCGGCCCGAGAGCGGCCGGCGCUGGCUGCGCUCACCCUCCUCCUCCUCCUCCCGUCCCUCCGUGCCAUGAAUCAGCUUUAAACCCAGGGAGCUUCCCGAGGGGAGGGUCCCAGCCAAGCGUGGGGCUGGUUUGGCCGCCCGGCUGCCUCCGGCCUGUUGUUUCCAGCCACGGUGAGGGUCAGCAGGAGCUCGGCGCCCACGUGCUCGUCUGCGGGCUGGUGUUGAGGAGGCAGCAGCCGCGGAAGCCGCGGGGUUUGAGUCUCCCCUUGCGAUGCCACCUCGAAACGCCUUCAGCCCGGGGAGGCGAGGCCGGCAGAGGCUCCCGCUGCCUGCAGGAGCUCUGCUGGGAGAGCUGCUUGUGUUUACAGGGGUCUUGGCUUUACCCCACAUCUCUGGCGCCUUCGUCACGGGAGGAAGGCACCUGCCGUACAUGCGGAAGAGGCACUGAAAACGUGGGCAGGGACCCGCCAUCUCCAGUCAGCUAUCCCCCUCCUCCUCCUCCUCCUCCUCCUCCCACAUCUCGUUAUUUAAGCAACGUUAACCCCUCCAAACCCUGGAACCGUGGACUACCCGAGGUACUGUGGUUCACCCAUCCCGUGGGCCCAGAUCUUUUAGUGAUGGUACUAGCUUUUGCACAGGAAAUGCUGUAGUAUAUGAGACUGUAAAUAGUAGUGUUUAGAAUCCAUUGGGGGGUUGUUUUUUGAUGCAUGUCUGAAUAUCGAUGGGUUUAUAGGAAAAAAGAAAAGCCACAACAAAACAAAGUGUAAGAACAGUUCUGGAUAAAAUUCACACCCAGUGACAAUGUUGUUCCAAGUGCUGGAAGAAAGGAGGCUCGUGGCAGGGGCUGGCAGCAGAGCGGGUGCAGGAGCUGGGGUUGGAAAUGGGGAGCAGGAAGGAGCCCUGUACUCUCCACCCCGCUCCUCUCUCCUCUCACCAGGUGGUUUUUCCAGUCCCCAUCAGGCUGCCCCUCGGUGCUGUGCUUUGUGAGGAACCCGAGCAGGUCCCUGUCCCCAUGUCCCUGUCCCCAGCAGGGCAGGGCCAGCGUGCAGUGGGAAGGGGAGGCAGGGGGGUGUCUCGUUUCCCACACACGCAGCAUUAACCCCGGUCUGUUUGGUGUGCCUUACCCAGCCCCUCUGCCCGCUCUCCGUGUCCCACCCAGCGCAUCCUCCCCAGUGCAGUCCUCUCUCUCUUCAUCCUCCAGGUCACAGGCUGGGUGGUGGGGCUGAGGGUGUUCUAGCAGCCUCACACAGCCUUUCCCUGCGUGGUCACAGGUUUUUAGAGUUCUGCCUAACAAAACCCUGCAGGGUCAGGGCAGCAGCUCGCGAGGAGCCCGGCCGGGGUGUUUCACGGAGCAUCCUCAUUUCUCAAUAACAGCUCCGUGUUUGCUAAAGCCUCUCUGUUUGCUCUGUGUGAAUCAGAGUUGCCAGCACUUCCUUCUACAAACAGAUUGCAAAGGCUGAGCCGGCUCUGUGCCCACGGCAGCUCUGCCCGGCGGAGGGCAGGAGGGAGCACCCAGCUCACCGCACUCUGCCCUCAGCCCUGAUGUGCCUGUUGAUUCAGGCACGGGACUGGUGCAGGAGCCACGUGCUGAGGCACAGAGAGACCCCGCAGUCCCUGAGGGCAUCUCUUGCAGGAGGAGAGGUGGGCUCCAACAACCCUGGGUGCUGUGCAGCCCCGGAGCAGGGGUCCUCCUGUGCUGAAAGGCAGCACCCGAGCCAGAGCGCUUCCCCACUGGCUGGUUUUAUGGCACUAAGGGCACUGGAGCCGUGUGUGGCGGAGGUUUGCAGCCCCACAGGCUUUCCAGCCUUCCCCCCAGGGGGUAAUGCACCUGUUCUCCUUUGUAAAUGAGACAGGACAGGACUGAGGAGGCAAACAUAGCCCAAGAACAGCCCAAACACAGCCGUGUCUGCACAGCCCCUGGUCCAGCCCCGUGGGGGUGGGUUGGCAGAGCGUGGGGGGAGCUGCCAGCACCGCAGCCCCUCGCUCCCCCCGUCUGGGACUGGAUGCCACAGGGGGACAGGAGGUUGCAGCUGGGCUUUGGCCCUGCCUGGCUGCUCACUCUGACCAGCAUGAGCCAUUCCCAGGUUGUGCCCUGCACUCGAAGCCAAGAGCCCUCAUAACGCUAAAGGUGGGGGAGGUCUUGCUCCCUGCCCCCCCCCCCCAAAAA
Molecule: messenger RNA, 6023 nt
Organism: Colius striatus (speckled mousebird)
Lineage: Eukaryota; Metazoa; Chordata; Aves; Coliiformes; Coliidae
Gene: RAPGEF1
Product: Rap guanine nucleotide exchange factor 1
Exons: 26
Coding region: 78-3761 (1227 amino acids)
Biological process (GO): positive regulation of GTPase activity; Ras protein signal transduction
Cellular component (GO): plasma membrane
Molecular function (GO): guanyl-nucleotide exchange factor activity
Source: RefSeq, a predicted model, not a curated record